UUUUGCCGUCAAUGAAGCGCGUUUGGCUCUCGAGAUGAAGAAACGCGGAAUUUUCGUCGGGUUUUGGAAAAUUGUCCGUGCGACGAAUGCAUCCGAUACAAUCUGUCGUUGUAUGCGCGUUCGAAAUAUUUCGAACAUAAAUGCAAAUUAUUUUUUCUUUUUUUCUUCUUCGCGAAUAACAGUGUCAACAAUUGAACAAGGGAUUGGUGCUCGGUGUGUACGAAACAGAGAGCGAGAGCAACGUCGUGUUUACUCCUACUGCCGCCAAAUACAAUGAAUUAGUUAACGGAAAGCUGCUGCAGAACAUCUUGCUGAGUGACUAGACUGAGAGACGAUAUUAUACAUAUGAUAUGAAGCGCAACUUGCUCCGCACAAGGAUUUCCUAGACAUAUGCUGCGCUUUAUAAAUGAAAAUAUAACUAGAGAAUAAUACUGCCUGAUUUAUGACAUAUUCUUUUCGACGCGAUGUCAGAUAAAUCGAAUGCCCACUUAGGGAGAUUUUAAGCUGUUAACCCUUCAGUUAAUUAAUCUUUGCUGCUUAAAGACUGAAUCAGAAAUUGAAUAUAGUAAUAGUAGUAAUGUCGACUCCUGGCAACAGUAAUAUGGGAAACGAUAGCAGCGCAGGGAGCAGUUGUGGUGGAUUAGGCGACAGUAGCAGUAAAAUUAAUAAGCUUCAUCAACCUACGAAUGUGUUACAAAGGAUGACCGGGAUAUUAGAAGAUAAGAGUAACGAUUACAUGUGUCCAAUUUGCUUCGAUCUUAUCGACACGGCGUAUAUCACGCGUUGCGGACAUACGUUUUGUCACCAUUGUAUCGUAAAGUGUUUAGAGAUUAAGGAUCGUUGCCCAAAAUGCAGUUUUACAUUAAACGAACAGGACAUCUUCCCGAACUUUCUGUUGGACGAGCUAGUUUCCAAAUAUAAGACAAGAACUAAGGGCCUAGCGCAGUUAGGCUCUUACACGGAGAAUGGUAGACACAGAAUGAUCGGUAACGAUUCGUCGGUACCCGCGUCCGAUGGAUUAAGAAGCAUCGUUGCAGCAGAGAGCGCCAAUCUCACUCUACCUGAUGUAAAUGUAAUGUUAGAGGUGCUGACUCAACGAAAGCAUUUACUCGAAGCAGAGACUUGUACAGCGCAAAACAAACUUCUGCAUGAAUUCCUAAAGCAUCUGUUGCAACAGAAGGAAGAACAAAGGAAUCAAUUGCAAAAGGAAGUGGUGUUGAUCAAGAAGGAUAUGGAAGAAGUUGAGAAUAUUCUAAAGGACGUUCAGAGCAAGUGUCCACGGGUGGAAGAUGUCAAAAAGGCGAGCGAGAAUGACACGGCGCAAGUUUCGGCCAUUAGACGGGAAAUGCUCGGCCUUAUAGAUAUAAUAGACUCGAAUAUGGUGAAACCUAGCGACAAGGUGAUCAGCGGCACUGAUAGUUUGAUUAAUCCAAACGUCAGUCAGCCCAGUGGAUCAACCCUAGCUAUACGUAGGAAGAGACUGCACGCUCAUUUCGAUGACUUUGUUCAAUGUUAUUUUGAUUCCCGUGGCAAGGAGCUACUGCUUGGACAAAAAUCGCAAUCACAGAGCGAAACGCAGCAACACGGCGGAGCACAUAGCACAAGUUCCGGUCUAGACGUUUUUCGUGAGAAUCUAGUCAAGUUCUCAAGAUAUAAUUCCCUGCGUCCAUUGGCGACUCUCAAUUACUCAUCGGAUCUCUUCAACAAUUCCACAAUCGUUUCCAGCAUCGAGUUCGAUAAGGACAACGAGUUCUUUGCGAUCGCCGGUGUAACGAAACGGAUAAAGGUAUUCGAUUACGGUGCCGUUAUACGUGACACCGUUGACAUUCAUUAUCCUUGCGUUGAGAUGGUCUCCAGUUCGAAAAUCUCGUGCGUCUCGUGGAAUUCUUUCCACAAGGGUAUGCUUGCCUCAUCAGACUACGAGGGUACCGUGACAGUAUGGGACGCGACGACCGGUCAGAGAACCAAGGCGUUUCAAGAACACGAAAAGAGAUGCUGGUCCGUCGAUUUCAACGACGUGGACACGCGAUUGAUCGCAUCUGGCUCCGACGACGCCCGGGUCAAAUUAUGGGCGUUGAAUACCGAUUAUUCCGUGGCGUCGUUGGAGGCCAAGGCGAACGUAUGUUGCGUGAAGUUUAAUCCACGCAGUUCUUGUCAUCUGGCAUUUGGUUCCGCAGAUCAUUGCGUACAUUAUUACGAUUUGCGUAACAUGAAGGAGGCGUUAUGCAUAUUCAAGGGCCAUCGUAAGGCCGUUUCGUACGUUAAGUUUAUCAACAAGGAGGAGAUUGUCUCUGCUAGUACGGAUUCUCAGUUGAAAAUGUGGAAUAUAAAUAAUCCGCUUUGUCUACGAUCGUUCGUGGGACAUGUAAACGAGAAAAAUUUUGUCGGACUCGCUACUGAUGGCGAUUACGUCGCCUGCGGGUCGGAAAAUAACGCGUUAUACGUGUACUAUAAAGGACUAACGAAACAAUUGUUUUCUUACAAAUUCGAUGCCGUUCGAAGCAUACUGGAACUGCAAGAUAGAAGAGAGGAAGAUCUAAAUGAGUUUGUGUCCGCGGUAUGUUGGAGACAGAUGUCCAAUGUCGUGGUAGCCGCUAACUCUCAAGGAAUUAUCAAAAUAUUAGAGUUGGUUUAAAAACAAUUAAAAUUAAUUGAACAGAGAAUAAUUAAGUAAAUUGAAUGAAUAGCGUGUGAAUAACAACGAGAAAUGACGGAAUUAUUCUAAAUAGCAUAAUAUAUAAUUUAUCAUAACACGACGUGUAGAGAAAAUUUUUAACAUAACGGAAUUUAAAUCGAAUAUUAAUAUUCGUAUUGAACGUGCAUUAUCGGCGAAUAAAUAAUUUACGAAAAAUAGUAAUCUCUAAUUGAUCCAUGCUCAAUAUUACCGAGGAGAGCACAAGUAUUUUCUCUGGAUUGUACAUUGUGUGUAAAAUUAGGGAAAUUAAUAUUAUUAAUUAUUACGCGUUUUCGUAUAUAUCUUACUCUAUUUUCCCAUCGGUAUAAUUUUAGGUAUAUAUAAUUCUAUAAAUUUGUACAGACUGAAUCUUAAUGAUAAAAGUUUUGCAAUGUUAUAACAUGUUAUAACACACAUGUUAUGUGACAUGUUUGUGCACACAUACGAUCAUUUACAAAAUUAAAGUGAUUAUACAUCUUUUAUAAUUUUAUAUUAAGUUACUGAUACUUAAUAUUCGCCGGGAAUAUCAUAGUUGCACGCUUGUUAAACUGUAUUUUAUGCGGAUACAUAUAUAUAUUUUAGACAUGAUCGCAACAUGAGAGUGAGGUUCAUUAAAAUAAGCGCAAUACUGCUAAAAAUGAGGUUUAAAUCUACAAAAAUUUAGAGCAAUGUAUGUAUAUAUUCCAAAGUAUUUUUGUUGAAUAAUGUUUCUUGUGAAUUUAGAAUGGCGAGUAUUUCAAUCACGUGCAUCAAUCGUUAAAAAUUGAUACAUAUGUUUAAUAGAACACAUCCCACAAUUUUGUUUUACAAAAUCUGCCAAAUAAAUUUAAAAUACAGUUAUUUAAGUUUUUUAAAAAUUGAUAAAAGUUAAAACGUUAGAAAGGAAAACCGUCAAAAUUGAUAUAUAUAUAAUGAUAUUUUGACUAGUAAUCGUAUAUAUAUACAAAUCGUACCUGUAUUUUUUUUAGAACUAUUAACAAUUGCAAUAUCAAUAUUUCGAGUAUAAAAAUAUCGGUAUUUUAGCUGUCACAGUAUGUAGAAAAGUCAAAAGUUUUGGAAAAUUUUUUUUGUAACCAGUUAGUGUAAUAGAAUCUUCAGCUUAAAGCGACUUGUUAGUAUCAUGAUAGCAUGAUUUUGUAAACAGAAACGUGUGAUAAGAUGUAAUCAACGUCUCAUAUUUUUGACGAUAAUCGUACACAUAUAGAGAACGCAUGUUUCUGUUGAAAUGUUCCGGUGUUUGUGAUUCUCGGAAAAAUAUUUCUUUUACUGCAUAUGAAAAGUUUUAUAUGAUUAUAAUAUUAUUAUUUCUUUCUAUAUAACUCUACAUUAGAACUUUUGUUGUGUUAUAUGUCUAAUGGGAAUAAUGAAAAACAAAAUUAAAUAACAAAUUAUUGUUCUAAAGAUUAUGAAUAUUGUUGUAAAAGGCAAUCCUAAAGUGCCAAAAUGUACAAAGGGCAAACAAUUAAUAUAUUUUAAAUUGUUUAAAACACAUAUCACUUUUUUGUGUAACAUUUUGAAAUUUAAACAUGAUAGAAUAAGGAAUAUAUCUUUUUUUAAUAUAAAAUUACUAUUUAAGUUUCAAUUAUAAGAGUAUUAAUGAGACGUCCAUUAGUUUUUGCUUAUUAAUAAAAAGCUCUUAAAUCUAUUUUUAAUUUGAUUCAUUGUACAACUAUGCCAACUAAACCCCAUGACAAAGUCAUAUUAUUGCUUAUAACAUUAUUGUAUAUAAAAAAAAACUAAUAUUUGCUAACACAAAAAUUUUAUGAUGUAUUAUAUCUUAAGCCGCUAAAUAGAUUGCUCGCAAAUUCAACUUGUUAGUGAGAACUGAAUGUGAAAUAGUUAUCUAUAAUCUCGAAAUGUAUUGAUGCUGAUCACAAAGCAACAGUUGUGAAUUUAUGUAUAGCUAUAAUCCUCGGAAGAGAAUAAUUGUAAAUGUACCAGUGUAUAAUGUAUAACUGGAUGAAGAAAAAUAUUCUAGAAUAAAGAAUAGUAUAUUUUUAGAGUGUAUUUUAAAAUUGCAAAUCAUUAUAUCGUAUAUGAAAUAAAUGUCAAAAAAAUGCCUAGAUUCUAUUGUAAUUAAUAAAUUUACGAAUUUGUGU
Molecule: messenger RNA, 4773 nt
Organism: Formica exsecta
Lineage: Eukaryota; Metazoa; Arthropoda; Insecta; Hymenoptera; Formicidae
Product: E3 ubiquitin-protein ligase COP1-like
Exons: 3
Coding region: 578-2635 (685 amino acids)
Biological process (GO): proteasome-mediated ubiquitin-dependent protein catabolic process
Cellular component (GO): cytoplasm
Molecular function (GO): metalloaminopeptidase activity; ubiquitin protein ligase activity; manganese ion binding
Source: RefSeq, a predicted model, not a curated record